UCUGUUCUUUAUGUAUCAAGGGACAGCAUCGCCUGCUACACAAUAGGGAUUAUUUACUAAAGUGGCAUUUAUGGAGAACUGGCAAGAGGUUUUGAAACGUCAUUCUAAAAUAGCAGAGUUAGAUCAGAUAAAAAAAAAAGAUCAACCUGCUGUAUUCUCUAAGUAUUUUAAAAUACCAUUUUUACAAUGUUUGGCAGAAUGUUUACACGUAUCCAGGAAGUAGUGAAUAACAUAAGAUUCUAUUCUUCCUUUACAUGUGAUCUUUGUAAAACCGCCCCCUGUGGGUGGCUGAUUUCUCGGUGUCAUUUAAAUACAGCCAGAACAUGUUGUAACAGGAACAGAUCAGCUGGCAGUAGCAAAUCCACUUUGCAGUCUUACUAUCAGAUUGACAAUAUGGCCAAUUCCGUAAAAACCUUUGUGUUUUUGGACUUGGAAGCAACAGGCCUUAAUAAUGAGAAUCCAAAAAUAACGGAGAUCUGUUUAGUAGCUAUCCAUGUCUCCUCCUUGGAGAACUCGGUUACCAAUAGUUCUGGACAUCCACAGCUUCCUCGCAUCCUGGACAAGCUGAGUCUUUGUGUUGACCCAGGGAAGCCCAUCAAUGGUAUUGCUUCCCAAAUAACAGGUCUCAGUAACACAAAUCUUGGAAACAAUGAGAAGCAACACUUCAACUCUUGCCUCUUUAACAUCGUAAGUGAAUUCUUAAUUCGCCAAGCUCAACCUGUAUGUCUUGUAGCUCACAAUGGCUUUAACUACGACUAUCCCCUCCUGAAGAGUGAACUGCAACAACAAAAUAUAGAUCUUCCCAGUUCUUUGCUGUGCAUGGACUCUCUCAAAGUGUUCCAAAACCUGGACAAUCAAGGGAGUAACGUGGAAAGAAAAAGCUACGCUCUUCCAAAAAUCUACGAACGUUUUUUCGGAGAGGAACCUGUAAAUUCUCAUUAUGCAGAAGGAGAUGUAUUGACUCUCAUUAUGGUCUUCCUGUCAAAAACAAAUCAAAUACUGGAGACUGUCUCCACCCAAUUUAAGAAUUGGGGAGAAAUAAAGUCGAUGUAUUGACAA
Molecule: messenger RNA, 1059 nt
Organism: Pelobates fuscus (common spadefoot toad)
Lineage: Eukaryota; Metazoa; Chordata; Amphibia; Anura; Pelobatidae
Product: three prime repair exonuclease 2-like
Exons: 2
Coding region: 187-1056 (289 amino acids)
Biological process (GO): DNA catabolic process
Cellular component (GO): cytoplasm
Molecular function (GO): nucleic acid binding; 3'-5'-DNA exonuclease activity
Source: RefSeq, a predicted model, not a curated record